AUGAAUUUGGAAAAUUUAAACUCUUAAUAACGAUUCAGGCAGGAGCUUUUGGCUUCUUUGGAUAAGCAAGCCAAUUUCAAUAAUUAUAAUCAGCCAUCUACCAAUAUCUCACUAAAAAGCAAUAGAGGUGGUUAAUAAGAGGAAGAAAAAAAUAAGAAUGACUUAAAGAAAUAUCUCAAUUAUCAAGAGAACAAUCAAAAAACUUUGUCAGGGAAUAAGUCCAGCAGAACUCCCAGAUAAGACUACAAUGAUGACUAAUUUGAUCUCAAUGAUCUUGGUAAUGAUGAUAUACAUUUCAAUGAAGAGGAAGAAGGAGCAAUGAUGACAAAUAUGGUUACAUAAGCAAAAAGCAUGUCUUAUGCAAAUGAAGAAAAUACACCAUCAAGUAAAUAUAAUCCUUAAAAAGAGAAUAAUUAUGAUUCCAUUGAUGAUAUUGUUAGAGAAAUUUAGAACAAAAAAGCAUAUAUUUGGGUUUUUGGUAAAAACGUUGAUGGCGAGCUUGGAAUAGGUUCUUAAAAAGAUUAGUUUCUCCCUAGACCUAUUAUUAAUGUUAACUUAAAAGUGACUUAAACAGCCAAAUGGAUAUCGAGUGGCUCGCAUCAUUCUGCAAUUGUAUCAAAGUCAGGUGAGCUAUAUGUUUGUGGGUCUUAAUUGCAUGGAAAACUUGGAAUUUAAAGCAGCAAUGGAAUGCAUUUAUCUAGAUUCACCUAAGUAACAAUGUUUGAAGGUAUGAAAGUAAAGCAAGUCGCUUGCGGAGAUUAUCAUACUCUAUGCUUGAUGAAUGAUGGAUAAGUUUAUGCUUGGGGUGGAACUUUGCAUAAAAAAGUUGGAGAAAAGAAUAACUAGGCCUAAAAUAAUGAGCCUCGAACUGUACAAGGUCUUUAAGGAAAGAAUAUAGUCUUCAUUGAUUGUGGUGAUUUUCAUUCUGUAGCUUUAGAUCAAUAAGGAAGAGUUUACUCUUGGGGUGGUGGAGGUGCAGCUUACAAUAAGGGAUAAUGUGGACAUGGAAAUUUGGAAGAUUGCGAAUCACCUCAACAAGUUCAAGGAAUUAGUCAUAGGAAAGUAGCAUAAAUCUCUGCAGGAGGCUAUCAUACAUUAGCAUUGUGCGAAGAAGAUAAUGAACUUUAUGCAUGGGGAAGCGGCACUUAUGGUGAGUGUGGUCUAGGAGAAUUUCAGGCAAGCUGUAAACCUAAGCUUGUGAAAAUGCCAAGAGAAUACAUCAGUAAUAAUGAAAUGAAUUAAUUCUAAAAUGAAUUUGGGUUUUAAUAAAGCAAACCUCAAAUAGUAUCGAUAUCUGCAGGUGGUCAUCACUCGCUACUUCUGACGGCAAGAGGGAGAGUUUAUUCAUUUGGGUACGGCUCUCAUGGACAAUUAGGACUUAGAAAUACAAAAAACUACUCUUCCCCACAGUUAGUAAAAGAUCUUCUAAGCAAGAAAAUAAGAUCAAUUGCAGCUGGAUGGAAUCAUUCAUUAGUUUUAAGUGAUAGAGGAGAUUUAUUUGCAUCCGGUUAUGGAAAUCAUGGAUAAUUAGGAAUGAAUGAUAAAGAAUCAAGAACUUAGUUUACUCACAUUGCUAAUCUUGGUGCAAGAAACGUUUAUAAAGUUUUUGCAGGAGGCAAUCAUUCUUGGGUCCUAAUAGAUGAUGUAAUGCCAGUAAGAGACAAUUAUAGGCCUCCAUCUCCUGUAGGUCAUGAAUCUGUCUCACCAAUGACAAUGUCACCAAGAGCAAAUACGACUGAUUAAAAAUAAUCAAGAUCUUUAAGCAAUAAUAUGAGGUAGUAGCAGUAAAAUUCUAUUGCUACACAAAAAAGAAAGUUUCAAAUAAAUUUACAUGUUACUUAUACCAAUACUACUAUGUGCCAUAGAUUCGUUACAUUUGAAUUAUAAAAAGGUAAUUUUAAUGAGGAACAAAGAGCAAAGGAAGCUAUAGAUGAAUAUAUAAGAAAUCUCUACAGAGAUGAGUAAGGAGCUUUAGUUUACCAUUAAAUGCAGGAGGGGUUAGAUGAUGCUAAAACAACUCCGUUCUAAGAGUAGGAGAAUUCACCAGAUGAAAAAUUUUUUACUAUUUGCUUGAUAUUUUGCUAAGACAGAUCUGAGUAAUUAAAGCCUUAUGUACAGAGAAUAUAAAAUUAAUAAUCUGACUAUAGAGUAGAAUAGUCUAAGCACUGGGUAGAUUAGCCAUCAAAGAUGGUAUUAUUUGAGGAAUCAGAUAUAUAAGCUAAUCAAAUGGAGUAUUUGCUUGCUCAUUGGGUCUAUGAAUUUAACAGUAAAGUAGGAGAGAAGUAUUGUAUUAGAAAACCCAGGUUUAGUGAAAUGAGACCAUCUUAUCUUAAAAACUUUUGA
Stylonychia lemnae is the source of this 2343-nucleotide messenger RNA. Lineage: Eukaryota; Ciliophora; Spirotrichea; Sporadotrichida; Oxytrichidae. The record is from the annotation of a GenBank genome assembly.